This is a messenger RNA of Effrenium voratum, 573 nucleotides long. The record is from the annotation of a GenBank genome assembly. NCBI's taxonomy places the organism in Eukaryota, Dinophyceae, Suessiales, Symbiodiniaceae.
AUGGCUCAUUCUGCACCAAGCCCAUGGCUGAAUCUCACACUUAGUGAGAGACGAUGCUCACAUUUUCGCCGCUCUUGUUCUCGAUUUCUCCAGCUAGGCUUGGCUUUGCAUGUUGUUUGGAGCGUCCUGCUCAGUCGAGAUUCGGAGACUUUCGUGCCAAGCCUUUGGCGAGCAUUGCCUCAAAGAGUAAUUCCGGCGGUAUUGGGAUUUCAGGGCUUUUGCCAAGUGGCUGCAGCUGAAGAUGAGAGCACGUCGGGCUUCAAUAUAUUUGUCUUUCUAGUGCCUGCAGGUGUCAUUGCUUUGCUGCGCUGGGUUUUUUCCCUUGGGCCCAAGAUGGAUGAGGAGAACGCAGGCUACGCAUCCACGACCUUGCGUGGCCGAGACAGUGAGGAAAAGCUUCAAGCCAGGAUAAAAGCCAUGGAGGAGCAGGUGAAGCGAGAAGAAUUAAAGACCAGGAUGAUGAUGCAAGGUGGUCCUGCUUCACAGGCAGACCUCGACGAACUCGCACUGCUCGAUGAUGACUUGUUCAGUGCAGACCUGAAGCGGCAACUGCGGGCUGCUCAGGAGAAGUGA